Molecule: messenger RNA, 1764 nt
Organism: Uloborus diversus
Lineage: Eukaryota; Metazoa; Arthropoda; Arachnida; Araneae; Uloboridae
Product: antizyme inhibitor 2-like
Exons: 11
Coding region: 115-1473 (452 amino acids)
Cellular component (GO): cytoplasm
Molecular function (GO): ornithine decarboxylase activity
Source: RefSeq, a predicted model, not a curated record
CCAUUUACUUCAGCUCAAUUUUAUAGUAUGGAGUAACAAUACAUUUCUUUUAAUCGCAACACUGAAGCUUUUGGAACAUUUGUAUACUUUGGCUCAUCCAGAUUUCUGAACACCAUGGGGAAAACUAGCUACCAGGAGGAAGGACCAGAAAUGACCAAUGGCUGCGGGAAGAAGCAAGAUCUUACUAAACUGUUGAAUGCCAAAUCUUCAAAGAAACGCUUUGCUAGUGCAUUCGACUUCAUGGAGAAGAAUGCGAAGGAUCUGGGUCAAGAGCAGGUGUUUUACGCCGUAGAUUUCGCUGACGUUCUUUGGAAGGUGCAGCAAUGGAAGGAGCGUCUGCCAAAUGUUCACAUUUACUAUGCUGUGAAAGUAAAUUCAGAUCCCCUCCUUUUGAAGCUCUUUACUCGCCUUGGCUUAUCUUUCGACUGUGCUAGUGAAGGAGAAAUUCGCAUGGUUUUAGAAGCUGGAUGCUCCCCUCAGAACAUCGUGUUUGCUCACACCAUAAAGACACAUAAAGCACUCAAAUACGCCGCUAGCGUAGGAGUCGAUCUUCUGACGUUUGACAACAAAGAAGAAUUACACAAAAUUUUCAAAUUCCAUCCGAACGCAAGGUUGUUGCUGCGUCUGAGACCGAAAAACGUGCACUGCAUGUGGGAUUUGAGCGACAAAUUUGGAUCCGACAUUUCGGACGUCAAAGACUUGCUGAAGACGGCCAGGGAUCUUGGGCUCAACAUCGUUGGAGUGAGUUUCCAUGUGGGAGCCCUGUGCACAGAUCCAGACUCUUUUGUGUCUACGAUUCGAGACUGCCGGACAGUGUUCGAUAUUGCAGAAGAAUUUGGGUUUCGGUUCGAAAUCCUGGACUUGGGAGGAGGAUUCUUCGGAUCAAAGGGAACAGAGGAAUCGUUCCGAUGUCUAAGUGAAGCCAUCAGAGGGGCCUUGCGCAAAUAUUUCCCAGACCCCUCGGUACAGUUGAUAGCUGAGCCCGGGUGCUACUUGGUAGCGUCAGCCUUUACUCUGGUCACCACAAUCUUUGGGAAGAGACAUACUUUGAAAUCAGGUGGUGACGAAGACCUUAUUGAAGUGGAUUACUACAUCAAUGAAAGCAUUUACGGAUCCUUUUUUAGGGGCAUACAGACCUAUGAUGUCCAUCCGAAACCUCUGCUGGAAGCAUCGGUGCAGCUAGAACGACCCAUUUACAGAAGCCGAGUGUUUGGACAAACUUGUUGCUCUGAAGACGUAUUACGGGAAGGAUUGAGUCUCCCUGAAUUAGAAAUCGGCGAGUGCUUGGUAUGGGAAAAUGCUGGGGCUUAUAGCAGGGCCGUUUGCAGCGAGUUUUGCGGAGUGCCUUUGCCGGUCAACAAAUACUUUUUCGGAAUCAAACACCCAGAGUUGGACACAAGUUGGAUAUCAAAUCCUGAAGAAAUAGCAAAUGUCCUGAAAGAUUCAUUUGUUACUGAAAAUGAAAACUCCUGAAAACUUCAUAGUGAUGUUCACCUACAGACAGAAAUUCAACCUAUUCCCUAAAACUGAACAAAUUAUGAAAUAUUUUAUACUACAGUAAUGAAAUGAAACAAAAUUGCUUGUACAAUAUUGCUGAAUUUCAAAUUGCAUUACAUAUGAUGCCGUACUAUAUCAUAUCUUAUGUAAGACACUGAUGGCUAUGUUGAAAUUAAAAUGAGCAUUUUCAAAUAUCAUUUUCAGACAUCUUGUAAAAUAAAUGAGUAGCAAGUUCUUUGUUACAAAUUUUGAACUCUUCUUCUGUUG